UUAUAUCGACACUUUGUUGUUGUUAUGAAUGAUUUAAGCUGCACCCUGACCCUUAGGUUAUAGGUCAAGAAAGUUUGAUCAACAACGAAGUUGUGCAUGUUCGGAAGCGCUAUACGCUAGUCCAUAACGCGAACGUGCAUGAGCCGCCUGAGCCUGAGUCUUGCCUUUUGCGUCCUUGACAUCCACAUGCCAAGUCAGCAAUGGCAUCCAAGAAACUUGACCUGACCAAUGACAGUAGAAGAAAUGAAGUUUUGCUAAAAGAUCGAGUAAAAGAGUUGGAGGAGGAAAUUGUCAGUUUGAAGAAAAGAUUGGAUGAAUUGAGAAAAGCUAAAAAUACCACAGUUCUGAAACGCGAGAGAGAAAUCCUGGAAGUGGGGACACCCUUUGGAAGAAGGGAUAGUAAGCCAACUGUCACUGCUCCCCCUCCCCCUCCAGCCGCUACCAGCAAGGUUCCUGCAGACUUCCAAAAGAAGUUAGAAGAUCUGAAAAUUCAGCUUGAGGCUGCAGAGAAAAACCAUGCCAGCCAGAUGAAGGAGGCGGAGGCAAAACUAUCCAAUUUACGGGGAACCAAUUCAAAAGAAAUGGAAGAAAUGCGUAAAAAGUUUGCAAAGGACAUGGAAGCGCUAAAAAAAGCAAUGGAAAAGGAUUCAGAAUGUGGCCAUAAGCCACUCAUUGAAGCUUUACAACAGCAGUUACUGGAGCUGCAGGCAGACAAUGCAGCACUGUUAAUGGAGAACAGCGAUCUUAAAGACAAAGUUAACUCCCUUGUGACAGAGCUCAGUAUAAAAGAAGCCACCUGGUGUGAAACAGAGGAAAAACUCAAAAUAGAGCUGAAUAAAGAGUGGGGAGAAAAGUACAAGGCAUGGAUGGAGAGGACUGAGAGUAAAAUCCACGAGCUUCAGGAGGCCAACACCAUGUUGAGUCCUGAGUACACUCGUGGCCUUGGAAUCAGGACCCCUGACAUCGUGAGGUUGCUCCUUGAUACCGUCGUACACUCGUGGCCGUGGAAUGAGGACCCCUGACGUCGUGAGGUUGCUCCUUGAUACCGUCGUACACUCGUGGCCGUGGAAUGAGGACCCCUGACGUCGUGAGGUUGCUCCUUGAUACCGCCGAACACUUGUGGCGGUGGAAUCAGGACCCCUGAUGUCGUGAGGUUGCUCCUUGAUAUGAAGAGUUCUUGUAUGAUAUCUGAGAUAGGUUCAACUUUUAUAUUGUUUUUACAUACUUUGUAUAUCAGCCUGUUUAGCUCACUGGUUAGAUCACCUAACUAGUAAUGCAAGGGCCCCAGUUUGAUCUUUGAUUGAACUAAAAAAUUCUCUUAUAAUUCUUUGCUACAAUAUCUUAGUAAUGUUCACAUAUAUAAUCUAUUGCAAUACAUAAGAGUUGACUUAACAUUUUUACUUGCCAAAGCCAGGAACUAUCAAAAUAUGAUGUCUUUAAAGGAAACCUGGUAAUAUUAUAUACCCCAAGUUACAUGAUAGGAUGAAAGUAAAUUGUACCUGAAACGUCACAAAACAUCAUAUAUUAUUGAGAAAUGUUGCUUAUGACCUUAAUGGAAAUUUAAACCUUAUGCUUCCACUCUGCAUCGACACCACAACUGGUACAGUGUGUUUGUUUAGAUUGGAAGAACUAGAUUCUGUGUAUGAAGUCAUGCACCCUUUAGAUUUAAACCUAAAACACAUGUUAAUUUUUCUGAUUUGGCAUCCAUGACUUCAUUCCCUAAUCCUAAUGAUGUACCCACACCUGUGUGCAGUGCUUACACUUUUUCAGGAGGACCUACUUUAACAGUCAGAAACCCAAAGGGCCAGAUCCUACAGGCCAGGACAAGGACUAGUCAGAGAUUGAAUUCAAGGGUCAUUGUCAUGACAACCUAAUCUACCAACCGUAACAUGGUUACCAGUGAUAUUAUUCUAGUGAUAGUGGUGCUAGAUAAUUUAGAUUUAGAAUUUUUUAAAGUUUUAACAUAAACACCAAAAACUUUCAGUAUGGUAGAGAUUGUCUAUUUUUGUUUUCUAUGAAUGACUAUGUAAAUUGUUGAAGGUUUGUAUGUAAAGAAUUGAAAGAAGUAGGUACAGUUUCUACAGUCAUCUGGCCCAAAAUAUUGAUGAUUUCACAUGGAGCUCAAAUUCUGGCAUUCAAUUAAGGAAUAGUUUAGCAAACCCAAAAUUCACUCAGUUUGAUCAGCAAAAUGAUUUGUGUCAUAUGACGAGAGCUUGAAGUUGGCAUAAAAUUGCAAAAAUGCCAUUUUCAAUGAAAAUAUCCACAAAUUCAGGUGGUUUUCCUUUUAGAAAACACACAGCGCAUGCGUCGAGCAAAUUCAUAUUGAAGCAUGUUUUUCAUCUCAAAAUAAUACACAAUAUAUAUCAUUUUCAUUUUGCUCGACAAAUGCGCACAUCUUUUCCUGAGCAAUGAUUUGUAUGACAUUUGAAAGUUUUCAGGCUUAUUUUGAGAAAAAGGCGGGAAAUGUCUUAUUCAUGAUGUCAUAAUGCUAUCCAUUUAGGACUAUCAUUCUGAUUUUGUUGACAUAGUAUACCUGGCAUUUAUUUUACUUUCUUAAAACGCUGAUUAAGGUUAAUUCCAGACACAUUUUAUGGAGAGAAAUUUUUUGGGCCUUUUUAUAUAUACAACCGUACCUUGUUCUUUAACCGAUCCUUAAUGUGAACAGAAACAAUGAACAUGGGAAAGACUUGAAAAUACAUGUACCAGUAAUUUUCUUUGUAAUUUCACUAAUGUUUUCUAGACAACAGAGAUGUAUAUUCUGAUGGACAGUUUAUUAGUUUUGUGAUAUUCUCAUGAUCAGUAGCAAUGUGAUUGAAUUUUUGCCUUUUCAUUGCAUACAAAUCUCAAAGAAUUCGUAACUGUGAUAGUGUCAAAGUUUUUUUUUUUUUUUUUUAUCAUUUGUUGAUCAAGCAUUGACUUUGAUAGUUGUGCAAUGAUUAAAUUGCUUUCGUCCAUUAGUAUUAGCUGAGUAUCAAAUAUUCAGGAAUAAUUGUUUCCUCUGUAUUUCAUUAAAGACUAGAAUACAUAGCAGUACUAAUUUUAUGAAAUACAAUGUACUAGUUGUGUUAAUGUACUAUAGGAACACAGUGACUUUCCUACAGUGAAGUUACACAUGUACUUUGUUUUACAACAUUGACACUUUCUGCAUUUGCUGACUGUAAUGCAUAUUGGGAAGAACUUGGUUUUAUUAUAUUUCAUACUGCUGAUAUCCACAAUCCUUUACAAAUUCACAUUGUAUUUUAUACUGCUGAUAUCCAUGAUUCUUUACAAAUUCACAUUGUAUUUUAUACUGCUGAUAUCCAUAAUCCUAUACAAAUUCACAUUGUAUUUUAUACUGCUGAUAUCCAUGAUUCUUUACAAAUUCACAUUGUAUUUUAUACUGCUGAUAUCCAUAAUCCUAUACAAAUUCACAUUGUAUCUUAUACUGCUGAUAUCCACAAUCCUAUACAAAGUCACAUUGUAUCUUAUACUGCUGAUAUCCAUGAUUCUUUACAAAUUCACAUUGUAUUUUAUACUGCUGACAUCCAUAAUCCUAUACAAAUUCACAUUGUAUUUUAUACUGCUGAUAUCCAUGAUUCUUUACAAAUUCACAUUGUAUUUUAUACUGCUGAUAUCCAUAAUCCUAUACAAAUUCACAUUGUAUCUUAUACUGCUGAUAUCCACAAUCCUAUACAAAGUCACAUUGUAUCUUAUACUGCUGAUAUCCAUAAUCCUAUACAAAUUCACAUUGUAUUUUAUACUGCUGAUAUCCAUAAUCCUAUACAAAUUCACAUUGUAUUUUAUACUGCUAAUAUCCAUGAUUCUUUACAAAUUCACAUUGUAUCUUAUACUGCUGAUAUCCAUGAUUCUUUACAAAUUCACAUUGUAUCUUAUACUGCUGAUAUCCACAAUCCUAUACAAAGUCACAUUGUAUCUUAUACUGCUGACAUCCAUAAUCCUAUACAAAUUCACAUUGUAUUUUAUACUGCUGAUAUCCAUAAUCCUAUACAAAGUCACAUUGUAUCUUAUACUGCUGACAUCCAUAAUCCUAUACAAAUUCACAUUGUAUUUUAUACUGCUGAUAUCCAUAAUCCUAUACAAAGUCACAUUGUAUCUUAUACUGCUGAUAUCCAUAAUCCUAUACAAAUUCACAUUGUAUCUUAUACUGCUGACAUCCAUAAUCCUAUACAAAUUCACAUUGUAUUUUAUACUGCUGAUAUCCAUAAUCCUAUACAAAGUCACAUUGUAUCUUAUACUGCUGACAUCCAUAAUCCUAUACAAAUUCACAUUGUAUUUUAUACUGCUGAUAUCCAUAAUCCUAUACAAAGUCACAUUGUAUCUUAUACUGCUGAUAUCCACAAUCCUAUACAAAUUCACAUUGUAUUUUAUACUGCUGAUAUCCACAAUCCUUUACAAAGUCACAUAUCUUGUGAUCUCAUGUGCUAUUGUUAAUAGUAAAGUUUAAAUUUUGAUGAUUUUUCAAUUUAUACAUUAUCUGUGAUAUUAUUGCAUUGUGAUAGUUAUUUCAAAAUAGCAGACAUGACAUCAUCUAUUGUAAUACAUUUAUGAUAAUAUUCUGAUUCUAUCUUUAUCACAAUAUUUUUCUUACUGUGAAAGACCCAUUUAUUAUCAUAACGUUUAUUAUGAUAUUCUGUUUAUUCAUAUGACUCUGUUAAUAUAAUACAUUUGAUUAUUCUGUCAUCUCUGUUUUUCAUAUCGUGUUUGCCCAACUAUCUAUUUUGUAUUGCUUAUGAGAGUUAUGUAAUUGAUCACUGUUCAUUAUCUUUGCCUUUCAUCCACAUCUUUUCGAUAAUCAGAAGGACAAUUUAAAGCCAAUAUUUUACAAAAUAUACUUGGCAGAAUGGGAUUCAAUUAUUUUUUAAUUGAAGGGCCUUGUCAUCUCUUAAAGGGAAAUAAUUAGGAAAAUGUUGUAAAGAAUCAAUGGAUUAUAAAAGUUAGCUUUCAUAUUGAGUGUUGAUGGAAGUUCUCAUGUUAUGAAUAAUUUAGUUUCUUCACAUCAUGAUCCCCUAGUUCAUAAUGAAGCAGAAGGGGUGUUCAGAUUUUAUACAGGAAUAUAUUCUGUGGAGUACUGAGGAUCAAAGUCUUGAAUAAGAUUAUUCAUGAAUUUUUUUUAAACAUAUAGAACAACAAGACCAUUUCAGUAACCAUGUAUCUGACCGGAUUCAGUUUACGACAGACCAAGGUGAAACACAGUCAAAAUUUACAUAGGAAUUAUUGCAGAUUUUUCUUGGCAACAAGACAAUGGAAUAAUAUUCAAGCACUUAUAGGUAAUACAAAUUUUGCCAAAGUUGUUACCCUUUGGUAGAGUGGGCACACAGUAAAGACCUCGUACUCUCUUUCAUUUCACAACAAUAUAAUUACAUUUUUCAAUAUGCAUUGUUUUAUGACAUGUAGUGUAUGCAGUUGUUAAUGGAAGAUCGUGGGUUAUCGUUGAACCACUGUUUGUGUUCCUUUCUCUCUGUAAGAUGAAUAUGCAAAGUGGUUCAAAGGUGUUUGUUGUGGCCCCUGGACUUGUUUUGGUUACAUAUUUUUUAUGAUAUAUCUUUGUGAAGAGAAUUUGUAAUGGAGUGUUGAGAAAUACAAAAUAUUUAUAUUCAGAUAACAUGAAUUUUCUUGAAUUCGAGGAAGUAAAAUUAAAUGAAGCUAUCGAUUUACGUACAGUGAUAAAUUCCUUUAUGAUGAUUUAUUCCUGAAUUCUGUUGUAGAAGAGGGUAUCUGGAGGCUGCCAGAGAGCAAUAUGAAGAAUCGUAGGAUUCAACAUGACCUGUUCGUUUUUUGUUUGUUGUGGUUUACACAUAUGUAUUAAUUUGUUUCAGGAAAAGGUACUACAUAUAUUCAAAGAUAUUUAUUUUUCAUCAAUCCGUCCACAGCUCACUUUCCUCAUUUUUGGUAUAGUUAUGACAAUUUAUUGACACUUUUGCUAUGAUUUUAGAUUUUUUUUUAAUAAUUUACACUUGUGAUGAUUAGAAGUUUUUAAAAGAUAUUUGCACAAUGUCUUGUUUUAAAUUGUUGGAAGACAUUUUAUUUUGUUAGAGAGAAACAUUUUUACUACAUGCUAGUUGGAUAUUUUAGAUAAUAAAACCGUAUCAAGUUG
Ostrea edulis (European flat oyster) is the source of this 6094-nucleotide messenger RNA. RefSeq lists its product as uncharacterized. Lineage: Eukaryota; Metazoa; Mollusca; Bivalvia; Ostreida; Ostreidae. The transcript has 7 exons. Bases 201 to 1022 code for a protein of 273 amino acids. The record is from RefSeq and is a predicted model, not a curated record.